Molecule: messenger RNA, 300 nt
Organism: Loa loa (African eye worm)
Lineage: Eukaryota; Metazoa; Nematoda; Chromadorea; Rhabditida; Onchocercidae
Exons: 2
Coding region: 1-300 (99 amino acids)
Source: RefSeq, a predicted model, not a curated record
AUGUACUUCUCAAUUAGUUUUUGGCAAUGCUUGCUGUCGAUAAUAACUACAGCUAGUUGCUUAUGGAGUCAGGUUAUCUUAUUGCUGAAGUUAAUCCAGUUUUUGAAUCAUCCGACCGCGUCAUCAUUUAUGUGCGACAUGGAAAGAAAAAACGGUUUCCUUUUUAACGAAAAGAACGAUACAUGGGCCGUUACUGUCGACGAGAUUUAUGGUGGAGUAACGGGAAGAGUGCGUGAGAAGUGGUGUAAAAGUUAUUUCAUUUAUGUUGCCGCAUUAUUUCAAAUGUUCAUGUUUCGAUAA